Danio rerio (zebrafish) is the source of this 3654-nucleotide messenger RNA. The record is from RefSeq and is a predicted model, not a curated record. NCBI's taxonomy places the organism in Eukaryota, Metazoa, Chordata, Actinopteri, Cypriniformes, Danionidae.
AUGAAUCAAUAUGAGAAAAGAGAGAAGGAAUCUCUCAUGUGUAAAGCAGCAUCUCCAGAACCCAGCUGUGUGUCUAUGAAGAGUGAUGCAUCUUUACCUGUUCCCCCUAAUCUCAGCGAUGGAGCUGUGACUUCUGACUCUGACGUAAGAAAAGACAAUGUGUCCAGAGCUGGGGUGCCUAACCUGACUUACCAGGAGACUUUCAUCAAGCAGCACAAAACAGAGACCCUCCAGAGAGUCAUAAACCAACACAAGACCAGCAUGAAGAACAGGUAUGAGAGGUUAUUUGAGGGAAUCAAACUAGAUGGGAAUCAAACCCUCCUAAACAGCAUCUACACACAGCUCUACAUUAUAGAGGGAGAAAGCAAAGGAGUGAAGGAAGAACAUGAGAUUUUACUGAUGGAGACAAUAGAGAAAAUGGCCAGAAUGAAAGGCAUUCUUAUUAAGAGACAAUACACUCCAAUGGAGACACAGGACACUCCAAUUCACUGCAAUUCCAUCUUUAAACCUUUACAUAAACCAACGAAUGAGGGGUUUGUAAAAGACCAAAUGAAGACUGUUCUCACUAAAGGCAUCGCUGGAAUUGGAAAAACCGUCUCCGUGCAGAAGUUCAUUCUAGACUGGAGUGAAGGAAAAGCCAGUCAGGAUGUAGAUUUCAUGUUUGUGCUUCCAUUUCGAGAGCUGAACUUGAUUAAAGAUCAUCAGUACAGUCUUCACACACUUCUGCUGGACUUUCAUCCUGAACUUCAAGAUCUGGACUCAGAGAUGUAUGAGGAGUGUAAAGUCGUGUUCAUCUUUGAUGGUCUGGAUGAAAGCAGAAUCACACUGAAGUUUUCAAACAUUGAGAGAGUUAGUGAUGUGAAUGAGUCUUCAUCAGUGGCUGUGUUGAUGUCAAACCUCAUCAGAGGAGAUCUGCUUCCCUCUGCUCACAUCUGGAUCACCUCCAGACCAGCAGCAGCCAAUCAGAUCCCUUCAAAAUACAUCAACCGUCUGACAGAAAUUCAGGGAUUCAAUGAGCUUCAGAAGGAGGAAUAUUUCAGGAAGAGAAUCAGCGAUGAGCAUCAAGCCAACAAAAUCAUCUCCCACAUCAGAAGAUCCAGAAGCCUCCAUAUCAUGUGUCACAUACCCGUCUUCUGCUGGAUCUCAGCCACUGUGCUUCAGAAGCUCCUGAAUGAAGAUGACAAAGCAGAAAUCCCUCAAACUCUGACUGAAAUGUACAUCCACUUCCUGCUGACUCAGAUCAACAUGAGGAACCAGAAGUAUGAAGAGAGAGAUCCAGAGAGACUUCUGAAGUCCAGCAAAGACAUGAUUUUGAAACUUGCUGAACUGGCUUACAAACAGCUGAUGGAGGGCAAUGUAAUGUUCUAUGAGGAGGACCUGAUUGAGAGCGGCAUUGACAUCACUGAUGCCUCAGUGUAUUCUGGGAUUUGCACUGAGAUCUUUAAGGAGGAAUCUGUGAUUCAUCAGAGGAAAGUCUACAGCUUCAUUCAUUUGAGCUUUCAAGAAUUUCUCGCUGCUCUAUUUCUGUUUUACUCUUAUGCAGUCAAGAAAAGAACGUCACUGAAGUUUUUUCUGUCUAACGUAUAUGACCUGCAGAGUCAUGAAAUCUCUUUAUAUGAUCUACUAAAAUUCGCAGUUAAAAAGUCCUUAAGAAGUAGAAAUGGACAUCUGGACCUUUUCUUGCGGUUUCUACUCGGCGUCUUUCUGGAGUCCAAUCAGAGACUCUUAAAGGAUCUAUUGACAUACACAGAGAAGAGUUCAGAGAGCAUCAAGACAAUCACACAGUACAUUAAAGAUAAACUCAAAACUAAUAAAGAUCGCUUAGCUGACAGAUCCAUCAAUCUGUUCCUCUGUCUGCUGGAAAUAAAGGAUCAGACUCUGUACAGAGAGAUUCAGGACUUUGUGAAAUCACAAACUUGCUCAGAGGAGAAUCUCUCUCUGUCUCACUGUUCAGCAAUCGCCUACAUGCUUCAGAUAUCAGAGGAGGUGCUGAAUGAGUUUGAUCUGAAGAAAUACAACACAUCAGAUGGCGGGAAAAGAAGACUGAUACCAGCUGUGGUGAACUGCAGAAAAGCUCUAUUUGCUGGUUGUAAUCUCACUGCUCAGUGCUGUGAAAGUUUGUUUUCAUCUCUUCAAACAUCAAACUCUCUAAGAGAGCUAGACCUGAGUAAUAAUGGCCUGCAGGAUUCAGGAGUGAAGCUGCUCUCUGAUGGACUGAAGAGCUCACACUGUCAACUGGAGAUACUGAGGUGUGUGUGUGUGUGUGUUCGAUCAUGCUUUGUUUCACAACUAAGAUUACAUAUUUUAUUUAUAUUUUAUUUUCUGUUUCUAUCAAUUUUGUCAAUGAGUACGUUUACAUGGACACACAUGCCUGAUGAUCUAUUUAGAUUGACAAGCUGUCAGCUCAGUGGUCAGUGCUGUGAAAGUUUGUCUUCAUUUCUACAAUCUUCAAACUCAAUGAGAGAGCUGGACCUCAGUAAUAAUGACCUGCAGGAUUCAGGAGUGAAGCUGCUCUCUGAUGUACUGAAGAGUUCACAUUGUCAACUUGAGAUACUAAGAUUAUCUGGCUGUAUGGUGACAGAGGUAGGCUGUUGUUUUCUGGCUUCAGCUCUGAGAUUAAACCCCUCACACCUGAGAGAGCUGGAUCUGAGCUACAAUCACCCUGGAGAAUCAUUAGCUGAGAUGCUCGAUAGUCCAAACUACAGACUGGACACACUCAAUGUGGAUCAUGGAGCGGAGUUCAGGAUUACAACUGGACCACAGAAAUAUGCAUUUGAUCUCACACUGGAUGUAAACACAGCACACGUUAACCUCGCUCUGUCUGAGGGAAACAGAAAGGUGACGCGAGUGGCGAAGAAGCAGUCAUAUCCUGAUCACCCAGAAAGAUUUGAUGAGUGGUGUCAAGUUCUGUCCAGAGAGAGUCUGACUGGACACUGUUACUGGGAGGCUGAAUUUAGCGGGAGGGCUGAUGUAGCAGUGACAUAUAGAGGAAUCAGAAGGAAAGGACUGCAAACUGAAAGUUUGUUCGGCUUCAAUGAAAAGUCUUGGAAUCUAAAUUGUUUUGACAACAAGUUCAUAGUCAGACACAAAAAUACGAAUAGAGAUAUAGAUAAAUAUUCAAAAUCUGACUCUAACAGAGUAGGAGUGUAUCUGGACCGGUCUGCCGGCACUCUGUCCUUCUACAGCGUCUCUGACACGCACACACUCAAGCUCUUACACACAUUCAACACCACAUUUACUGAACCACUCUGUGCUGCAUUUGGAGUUUUCCCUGAUGUUUCAGUGUCUCUCUUGUGCAAUUCAAAAGCUUCAGAGUGUAACAACAAAGACACACAGGUUACUUACACCGAAUAAAACAUCAUCAUUACAUCUCUGUUUAACUUUAUAGCAGUAGACUUGGAAAACAACAUGGAAAAGAAUGGAAACAUGGUGCCAUUAUUAUAUUAAAUUAAUAGCUUUUUAACGCAAAUUAAACAUUUCACAUUAUUAUUUUAACAUUUUCAUGCGGCUGAAAUUUAAUCCUCAAAUUAAAUAUGUUAUCAUGUUGCUGCAAAAGUUUUCACAUCCAUGUAAAAAUAGUUUGUUUCUCAUUUUGAUAUUGUGACCAAUACAUGUUAAAUUCUUAAAUUAAACUCAUAAUUUUUAAAUAAAUAU